AUGGCUUCGACGCGCCGGAGUGUAUCGUUCGGCACGGGGCUACCUGGCGGGUCCAAGACGUUCUACGAGCUCGACGCGACGGUUGUUCAUCCGCCAGACUACAUUCUGCCGCGUAUCCCGCUGUUGGCUGUCUACGGUGCUGCGUACCUGCCAUGCAUGCCUGUCCUUGCCGCCGCUGUCUCUGACGCCCCGAGAGAUGGGCUGCUUGAUCUGGGCGUACCGGACGAUGUCAUCGAGGCCAUGGAGAGAUACGCGGAGAGCAAGGACAUCGAGCUGUGUGGAGCACUUGAUGUGGCCGUCAUUCUGCAUGCCUCGCCUAUCCGCCAAGAGUGCCAGAAGUUUGUCUGCUCGUCCACGGCCGAGAUCAACAUGAUGUACCACUUGUGGGCUCCUGCUGAGCCCAUUGCGGCCAUCACGCCUGAGAUCCUCUUCACCAUCCCGCUUGCUAUGGGAGUAUUUCAUCCCCACCUUGUCCUCCCUGCCCAUCUGGAUCUGCUCGACGCCGGCAUCGCCUUUGGCGCUCUGGAGGAACGAUCGGUCGUCAUUCACGACACCUGCUUCUCGCCCGAGAACGCCAUGCUCGCGCUCGACGACGCUGCUGCUGCGCCAGAGAUCGGUGACGACAUCGCCUGGUUCUGGUCUGCUGCCGUCUCCUCCUCCGGCCGCGCCGUCGCCGUCCGCCACUUUGCAUCCACAACGGCAGCUGCUACGCCGCGCCCGCUGGUGGAAUUGGUGCGUGAAGCGGUCGAUGGUGCGCCGCAGACGGCAAGGGGCUUGGCUGGCUGGCUCCUCCUCUCGUACUUGAUCUCGCUCCUCUCGGGCGGCGCUACCUGGCUGGCGCUCAUUCCGGGCAGAACCAUUCCGCCGCAUCUUUAUGUUUGGAACCUCGUGACGGCGCCGUGGAUUGAGCACUCGCUUGUGGGAGCCAUCGUCGACGCUACCGCCAUGCUUGUGAUGGGCGGCGUCGCCGAGAAGCUCUGGGGCCGCACAGAGUUCAUCCGCUUUGUCGUCAUCAUCCCCUCGCUCGCCAACGUCUCCAUGCUCUUUGCCCUCCUCGGCGGCUUUACCGCAGGCACCGGCGCCCUCGCUGUCGUCCUCAAGCAGAUACUCCCCGAGCGGCCCAUUCCCAUUUUUGCCUCGUUUCUCCCGCCGUCGUCGUCGGGUCCGGCCUUCGCGCUCAUCCUCGACGCCGCCUUCUUCUCGCACUCGAUGCUGACCCUUGUCGAGGGCGCCGCAGGCGUCGUUGUCGCAUGGACCUACCUCCGCUUCUACCAAAAGCACGACAACGGCGUCCGCGGCGACUUUUCCGACUCGUUUGCCUUUGCCUCGUUCUUCCCCGACGCUAUGCAGCCUGCGCUCUCGGCUGUUGGCGCCAUCCUCUUCCGCGCCCUCGUCGCUUGCUCCGUCUGCACCCCGCGCGCCUCCAUGGUCGACUCCACCGGCGAGUACCAGGCUGCCACAGACCCGGCCGGCUCGCUCUUCCACCUCGCGCCCCACGCCCAUGGCUCAGCUCCGUCCCUUCCCGGCCACGCCACCGCGAACGGCACCUCGAGCCACAUCUCGCCGCCCUUGGUCCCUGCCGCCACAGAUCCCGGUGCGUCCUCCGACGUCGUAACUGCCGAGCGCCGCCGCCAGACUGCUCUCAAAAUCCUCGAGGGCCGCCUCGAGCGCAUGGCCGCCGCAGAACAAUCGUAG
This is a messenger RNA of Thecamonas trahens ATCC 50062, 1695 nucleotides long. RefSeq lists its product as uncharacterized. Lineage: Eukaryota; Apusomonadida; Apusomonadidae. The record is from RefSeq and is a predicted model, not a curated record. Gene Ontology annotation, cellular component: Golgi apparatus; membrane. The transcript is spliced from 4 exons. Bases 1 to 1695 code for a protein of 564 amino acids. Gene Ontology annotation, biological process: retrograde vesicle-mediated transport, Golgi to endoplasmic reticulum.